GUCGUGGUCAGUUUGGUUUUAAACAUGAGUUGGUGGGGGAGUACUUCAUGAAAAGGACUGUACAUCCUCAAGUCUUUGUGACACACUUCAGUAGUUGUUACCGAGAGGGACCACCAUCCCAAGUCCCAAAAGCAUGAUGGUGAAGUGCGGUGAAUAUCAUGAUGGAGACGCUCAGUGAGAUAUUCAACAGUACUGCCAGAAAACAUCCGGAUAAUGUAGCAAUAGUGUUCUAUGAGAAUGAAUCUUCUCUGCAUCAGGUCACCUAUAAACAGUUGCAAGAUGAAAGUCAGAAUGUAGCAGAGACUAUUUUGGGAAGACUUGGGUUUCUGGCUGAUGUUUCUGACGUUGCAUCGCAUGAAAGUAAUUAUGAUACUUUUGGUACGAAAACUGUCAGUAGCUUUGAUGUAAAUAACGAAAAGCAUCCUUCAGUAAUUGCUAUACUGAGUCAUCCGGGGCCUGCUGUGAUAGCAUGUAUUUUAGGAGUAUUAAAGUAUAAUGCCUAUUUUUAUAUUAAUCCAGAUUGUUCCAAAGUUGAAUUAAUGAGAUGUAUGAACAGGGUAAAACCAAAGUUUAUUCUUGUUGAAGAGGAUCUUUCUGUUAGCAUUGAUUUAGAUUUCUCAAUUCUGAGUAUCUUCUCAGUUUUUGGUAAAUGUUUCAAGUUAGUAAUGUUAAAAGAAUUCCAAACUCAUGUAUUGAAAUGUGUAAAUAGAGAUUUGGCUUAUGUCAUAACGACUUCAGGAUCCACUGGUAUACCCAAGUUUGUUUAUGUACCUCACAGAUGUAUCAUUCCCAAUAUAUAUGACUUUGUGAAGACUUUCAGAAUCAGAAUAGAAGAUGUAAUCUUUUGUGCUGCACCUCUCACAUUUGACCCAAGUGUUGUAGAUUUAUUUAUGGCCUUCAAAACAGGUGCAAAGCUAGUUAUGGUUGCACCACAGGUCUUAAAAAUACCAGAUCUUUUUCUUAACAUUAUGAUCAAGGAAAAAGUUACCAUUUUACAAGCAACCCCAACUCUAGUGUCAAGUAUAAAGGCAAAUGUGAAGGAGACAAUUCUUUCCAAGGACUUGGGAUUAAAAGUUAUGGCAUUAGGAGGGGAAUCUUUUCCUAAGCUUUCUGUGUUGAAACACUGGUUAGGUAAUAAUUGCAAGACUAGGAUCUUUAAUAUUUAUGGAAUAACUGAGGUGUCAUGCUGGGCCACAAUUGAAGAAGUGAAUGUUGAUGAGUGUUUGCAUUAUUUAAAAAACAAGGAUUCGGCAACAAACAACCAAAUUAGAAAUAAAGAAAAUGUUGAUAAUGUGUUUAGCGAUAUGGUUCCCAUUGGUAAGCCACUUAGUUCCACAAUCAUAAAAGUAUUGAAAUCAGACUAUGAAGAGGCAGCUGAAGGAGAACAGGGUGAAAUAUUUGUUGGUGGAACAGAAAGGGUUUGCUGGGUAGAUGACGGUAGUUCAUGUGCCUUAGGUGUCAAAGGUAAUGACUCUGAGCAGUUUUUGAGGCAGACAGGUGACAAAGGAGUGCUAAAGGAUGGCAGCAUAUAUUGUGUAGGAAGGAUUGAUUUUAUUGUUAAGAGAAAUGGACAGAAAGUCAGUCUUCAUGAAAUCACAAGGGCUUGUGAAACAUUUAGUUACAUAGAAAAAUGCAUGACAAUACACGAAGGAAAAAAAAUUAUUGCUUUCGUGUGCACACCAAAUGAAAAUGUAAUUUCAGAAGAGACUGUAAAGAAAGACUUGAAAAGUGUUUUAUCUUACUGGAAAAUGCCAGAUGAAAUAAUAAUUGUCAAAGAAAUUCCCUUUAAUGACCAUGGGAAAGUAAGCAAAGAAAAAUUACUUGAGGAAAGACAAGCAAGAAAAACAUGUAACAUAACCAACUUAGAUUCUCUAGAAUAUCUUUUAAAAAAAUAUUGGACAACAGUGCUUGGUAUUAAUACAGUGCAAUAUAAAGAUAACUUUGUAAAGUGUGGUGGAAAUUCCUUGUCUGCCGUUCAGCUAGCUGAAGAACUUGAAAAGCAUCUUACUUAUGAAGUGCCAGAGCUUCUUGAUGUAAUUCUGAACAGUAAUUUUGAGAACACUCUUGAACUUUUAACACAUUACUACCAUACAGAAAACAAAAAGACCUUUUAUCCUAGGAAGAGACUAAGAAAAGCUGAUCUUAAAAAUGAGUCUCAAUCUGGACAGCCGUCAGGUAUAUCAGAUAGGGAUAUUGUUUUAAACACUAAAACUAAGAUUCAAGAAGACAGAGCUACAAAGACAUAUGUUGUCUCAAGGAGAGGUUUUUAUAAAUAUGGAAAUUUUGAAGUUGAUCUUUUAUCACCACAACAAGCAGAACUCUCAUGGAAAUAUGAUCUGGGAAAGUGUAUAGAUUCAUCACCAAUAAUUGUUGAAUAUAAUAACGAUAAAGUUUAUUUGUUUGUUGGGUCACACUCCCAUAGAUUUACUUGUGUUGAUGCUUUAACUGGUUGUGAAUAUUGGACAAUUACCCUUGCUGAUCGUAUUGAAUCAUCACCCAACGUGUCACAAGACGGUAGAUUUGUUUAUGUUGGAUGUUAUAGCGGAGAUCUUUAUUGUAUUAGUAUCGAUGAUGGGCAUAUAUCUUGGAAGUAUAAAACCGGGGAUGUAAUUAAAAGUUCCCCAGAAGUAGAUUAUAGUACAGGUUAUGUGAUUUUUGGUUCUCAUGAUAAAAACCUUUAUUGCUUGAACAAAGACGGAAAAUUAGUUUGGAAAAAUGAAAUUUCCACGGGGAGCAUAUUUUCUUCUCCGUGUGUUUGUGAUAACAUAGUAUGUGUAGCAACUCUGGAUGGUGCUAUUGCUGGAGUUGAUAUAAACUCUGGAGUUGAAGUAUGGAAGGAUCAUGUUGGUAAGCCAGUGUUUAGUUCACCAGCAAAAUACUCUGAAGGUAUUGUACUUGGAAAUGUUAUUGGUAAUAUAUUUGGGUACUCAUUUACAGGAUGUAGGCUAUGGAAAUAUGAGGUCGGAAGUAACAUUUUCUCUUCACCUUUUGUAUUAAAGUUACAGAGUGGAGAGGAAGUAAUAGCCAUUGGUUGUCAUAAUAAUAAUGUAUAUUUUCUUAAUAGUAGAGGAGAGAAGAUGUCCGUAUAUUGUGGUAAGUCACCAGUAUAUGCAACUCCAUUUCUGUAUAUUGCUAAUAAUAAUCAUAUAAUAUCUGUUAUAUGUGAAACUUCUGGCCUUGUAAAUAUAGUCAGUAUGAAUGCUGGAAAUUCAGAGUGUAAACCGGAGCUGUGUCCUACUGACAAAACUUCUUUCACACCAUCAACGGGAACUGAAAUAAAAUUACCAGGAGAUUUGUUUUCAUCACCUGUAGUACAUAGGAAUAAAGUAUAUAUUUGUAGUAGAGAUAAUUUUAUUUAUUGUUUUGAUUUGAAGCCUGAUUAACUGAAUGUAUUUACCUCUAUUUUUGUAUUCAAAAAAUAAAAUUAUGAAUUGUUGCAAUUUGUGUUU
Penaeus vannamei (Pacific white shrimp) is the source of this 3449-nucleotide messenger RNA. RefSeq names its product Aminoadipate-semialdehyde dehydrogenase (gene Aasdh). Gene Ontology annotation, biological process: amino acid activation for nonribosomal peptide biosynthetic process. Gene Ontology annotation, molecular function: protein binding. The record is from RefSeq and is a predicted model, not a curated record. NCBI's taxonomy places the organism in Eukaryota, Metazoa, Arthropoda, Malacostraca, Decapoda, Penaeidae.